ACCUAACACGUUAAAUAUAUCGCAUGAAUAUACGAAAAUAAAAUUGUUAAUUAAAUGUACAUUAUUUAGUUUCCCUUGAUGCCGUCCGCUGCUGUUGUUGUCCACACUGUUUUUGUGACAUCAUAGGCGUACUACUAACACACCGCGGAUGUUCGGCUGUUUGAUUCUCACGUUUAAAUACGAAUCGCAAUUCUUGAUCACUGUUGAAGUAUUGACUGCCGAGUCUCUCGCCGACUGUACGAACAAAACCAGCCUUUUGCGUCGUUUACAACAUGUAGCUGCCGAAUGUCUAGCAUUUGAGACCGAUAGUCGUCGUUGAUUGCACAAAUCUUCGCGAGUCACGAUGACGGCCAGCACGGACGCAGCUGCGGCUUUACCCUCCACGAAGGUGAUACAGGUAACGAAUAUCGCACCGCAGGCCACCAAGGACCAAAUGCAAACGUUGUUCGGUUGCAUUGGCAAGAUCGAGGAUAUCAGACUGUACCCGCAGAUACGUGACGUGUCUGUUCCAGUCCAGUCUCGUAUAUGUUACGUCAAGUACUUCGACUCGUUAUGCGUUGCCGUCGCACAACAUCUCACUAACACCGUGUUCAUCGACCGAGCACUUAUUGUCACGCCCUAUCAAUCCUCGGUUGGGGACAUACCUGAUGAAUACAGGGCGCUAGAUAUUGCUAAUCAAGCGAACAUCGUGCCUGGGUUAUAUCCUUCUGAUCCCAAGUUGCCAGCUCACGUCGUCAAUCAAAUCGAAGGCAUCCCUCCAAAUCAGGUAAUUGUCACUAACGAUCCGGUAUUGGCGUCCAAUGGCUUACCGCCGUACCCACAAUUGCCCAUCACCUACGAUUCUAGACGAAUUGAAGAAAUUAGGCGUACCUUAGUUGCUAUUAACGUGGACGAAAAUGUGACUGAUGAUGAACUUAUUGGUUUUUUCCAAAAAGCUGGUGAUGUCAAGUAUGUUAGAUGGUGUAGUAGAGAAAAUGAUAUUACUCGUUAUGCUCUUGUAGAGUAUUCCGAACAAGCUAGCGUUAUAGCUGGAUUAAAACUCAAUGGAGUACAACUUGGUUCCCGUCCGGUUCAAGUAACACAUGCCACUCAAGCAAUUGCUAAACCAAUGGCUAAAAGUAAUGAAGCAGCCCAAAGAGAAAUCGAAGAAGCUAUGACUCGAGUAAAAGAAGCUCAAAGUUUGAUUUCUGCAGCUAUUGAUCCUGUCAUUGGUAUUUUAUCGAAAGACAAAAAGCAUGGCCAUUCCCACCGUAGAUCAAGGUCUAGGUCACAUGGUAGGAGUCGGCGUAGGUCAUCAUCUAGAUCACGUAGAGGACACUCACGCUCACGUCGAAGACGGUCAAGAUCACGUUCUAAAAGACGCUCUAGAUCAAGGAAAAGGUACAGGAGUCGAGACCGACGUUCUAGAGAGAGAAAAAGGUCACGGUCCAGGAAAAAAUCUAGGUCUAGAGAUAGAAAACGCAAAGCAUCAAGAGAUAGACGAAGAUCAAGAUCUAAAUCCAAGUCUAGACGUCGCUCAAGAUCUAGAAGUCAUAAAAAAGAUAGGAAAUAUUCUUCAAAACGAAAAGAAGAUAAAUCAGAAAAACGAAAAGAAAAAGACAAAAAAAAAGAUAACACCCCACCUGUUGUAUCAGAAGUUGAGAAAAAAAAUAAAUCAGCUACACCUGAAAAAGGGAAAUCUAGAUCAGCUACACCACCAAGAAGUAAUUCUAGGAGUCCACGAUCAUCUAGUAAAUCACCUAGGAGAAGUAGUUCGUCUGGUAGAGGAAAGACAUCUGAACCAGUUAAAAGCCGUUCAUCUAGUCAUAUUAGACGAACAUUGUCUCCAAAAAGAUCUAGGACAAGAACUCCGCUUCGUAAGCGAGUUAGCAGGUCUCCUCGCAGAAGUCGAACACCUAAGAAACGUAAUAGGAAAUCAAAUUCAUCGCAAAGGCGUACUCGUAAACGUAGUGCAAGUCGUCAUAAGUCACGUUCUCCUACUGAAAAAAGACAUAGACGUACUCGUUCACCCAUACGUAGAUCUCCAUCCCCUAGGUCACCUCCUCCUAGAAGGGUUACUAGAACUCCAUCUAAAAGUCCUCAGUCUCCUGCUAGAUCUGUAUCUAGGUCACCACCAAUUAGGAAUAAGAGGAGUACAUCUGACAGCAGAAAAAGAAGUAAAUCAACAAGCCGAAAAAGAAGCUUAUCAGUAGAUAGGAGCAGAAGAAGUAUGUCGAUUGAUCAUAAAUCCCGAUCAGAAAGUAAAAGUAGAAGCCAUACUCCUGGUUCAGCUAGGAGUAGGUCACCUGGAUGGAGAAAAAGUGAAUCCAUGUCACCACCACCUAAUAGACGAAGUACUUCUUAAAUCCAUAAUUUUACAUUUUUUUUAUUAUGUACUUGUAACCAUGUACACAAUUUAUUUUAAUUAUCCAACUAUAUUAAUUA
This is a messenger RNA of Diuraphis noxia (Russian wheat aphid), 2424 nucleotides long. RefSeq names its product splicing regulatory protein 54 (gene Srp54). Gene Ontology annotation, molecular function: RNA binding. NCBI's taxonomy places the organism in Eukaryota, Metazoa, Arthropoda, Insecta, Hemiptera, Aphididae. Gene Ontology annotation, cellular component: nucleoplasm. The record is from RefSeq and is a predicted model, not a curated record.